Molecule: messenger RNA, 339 nt
Organism: Caenorhabditis remanei
Lineage: Eukaryota; Metazoa; Nematoda; Chromadorea; Rhabditida; Rhabditidae
Exons: 2
Coding region: 1-339 (112 amino acids)
Source: RefSeq, a predicted model, not a curated record
AUGAGUGGCGAGCGGCCGACAGUAGAAUGGGGUGGAGCUUCAGAAAGAAACGACAAAGCGGAGGCCACCGUAGGGCAUCGACGAUUCCAACUAGCAGAGAAGUAUCAUGGAGGAGGAGAUGAGUGUUCAGGGAACCAUUCCAAGCAGAGAUUGUUGAGAGCGCCCGGUCGUAGAAUGGGGCGGAGUCUCAGUAAGAAACGGCGAACCGGUGGCCAUCAUGCACACCACUACUGGCAGAGAGAUGAAUCUAUAAGUAUGUUGAUCAGAGUUGAAAUUGGUAUGCAGACGACCUGCAAAGAUGAUGGUGUUUGGAAUGUGAAAUUGGAUACUCUAUUAUAG